AUGGUCCUCGGCCUGGCAGCCAGCCGCCCCGGCCACCUACCGGGAGCUCAGGGCCACAGAGAGGGGUGCCGGCUUUCGGCGGCCUCCGCCUCCUCCCGAUCCAUGGGCUCGGGGACGCCCAGCCUUCUCUCCCCUCACGCAGAGGAGGAGGAAGAGAAAGAAGGAACCAGUCCUCCUGCCCCCACCCUCCGGAAGCGCAAUUCCAGCCGCGAGCCCAAGGUGGGAGGAGGGGCAGCACUGAGGGGAGAGCUACGCACAAGCGAGGACGUCCGGGCCCUCAGCCUUUUGCCGCGGGACCCCGCGGGGCGGCCUGCACCUUUCCUUCUUAGCACGAGCACCCAGGCCCCAGACCCGGGCAAUGCCCACAAGCAAGAUGGCCGUACCGGAGGCACCCCCCUACUGCUUAGCGCCCUGCUGUGCCAUUGGUUAGAGCGCGGAGUGAGGCCAGCACCGAUUGGUCGAGAGCGAUGCGGGGGUGGGGGUGGAGCUGUAGCAGCCUGGAGCCAAGAGUGGGCAACGCGGCGUGAGCAGCAGCCCCAGGCUCCCGGAGCAUCGCGCCCGGAGAAAGACUUCGCCGCUCGGGGCCGCAGCCUGGUGAGCUCAGCCCCCUUCAAGCCCUCCCCUGCAUCUCAGCCGGAGCCUCUCCGAACUGGCGCUGAUCGAUGCCGAGACUCCCCAGGGACCCUAUCGCGACUCCAUCGUGCCAUAUCUCGACAUCACCGUACCCUGUCGAGACUCCAUUUUGUCACAACCCCUUUCAGUAUUUAUCUAUCUACCUAUAUAUAUUUUUUUAUAUUUGCCCCUAUCAUAUUUUGGGGCUGUCCCCUUCAUGUCGUGAUUUCGCUGUGAUCUCUCCGUGACAUCACCGCGCCAUCGUGAAGU
This is a messenger RNA of Mastomys coucha (southern multimammate mouse), 882 nucleotides long. RefSeq lists its product as uncharacterized. Bases 1 to 849 code for a protein of 282 amino acids. The transcript is spliced from 2 exons. NCBI's taxonomy places the organism in Eukaryota, Metazoa, Chordata, Mammalia, Rodentia, Muridae. The record is from RefSeq and is a predicted model, not a curated record.